Coccidioides posadasii C735 delta SOWgp is the source of this 1373-nucleotide messenger RNA. RefSeq lists its product as uncharacterized. Gene Ontology annotation, cellular component: cytosol; TRC complex. Gene Ontology annotation, molecular function: protein binding. The record is from RefSeq and is a predicted model, not a curated record. Gene Ontology annotation, biological process: protein insertion into ER membrane. NCBI's taxonomy places the organism in Eukaryota, Fungi, Ascomycota, Eurotiomycetes, Onygenales, Onygenaceae.
AUGAAAGACCAGCCCGCAGCGAUCUAUGACCGCAUGUUUAUUGGUUUCAGUCUGUGGCCACAGACGUUAUAAAAUUAAAGAAAAACUAUAUCUUCUUAUCUUUUUUGUGCUGUUAUUUUGUUUGGAGACUGAAUAAGAUCAUCGCCUCUGCGUCCUAGGCCAACAGCAUUAUGACCUCCCAGAUCGACAAGACAAUUGCUCGGCAGCAAGAGAAGAUCGCCGCCGGAGCAUACUAUGAAUCCCACCAACAACUUCGUGUCAUCGCUGCCCGAUACCUGAAACAAUCAAACUAUGAUGCCGCUGCCGAACUACUUGCUGGGGGCGCGAUCGCGCUAUUAAAAGCUGGAGCUCAGCAAGGUGCCUCCGCUAGUGGCGGUGAUCUCGCGAUUAUGCUUGUGGUUGAUGUGUAUAACAAGGCUGAGUGGGAGCUUUCCGACGAUGAAGUAGGCAAUAAGAGAAGACAGCGUUUAAUCGAUAUUCUGCAAGAGUUCCCACCCGAAGAGCCUACGAGAAAGAGAUAUAUAAAUGAAAUGAUUGCGUGGAGUGCAAAGUUUGGAUAUAUUGAAACAGGCGACCCAGAGAUGCAUCAUGCUGUUGGGUCUAUCUAUGCUGAAGAAAACGAAGUGUAUGACGCAGAACGACAUUUGGCUUUAGGGACAGCCGACUCGGCGGAGAUACUAGCACGACUAGAGUACACUUGGUAUACUCACGAUGCGGUGCACACAGCAGGAAUAUAUGCAGCUCGUGCAGUAUUCCCUUAUCUACUGACUGGAAGCUUUCGAAACGCGAAUAAGGCAUUUUUGAUUUUCAGAAACCAGUUAUCAUCGUCCCCAACAAGCCAUGCCCUCAAUGUCCAAGAAGUGAGCAGUCAGAGUAAUGACGUUCGCGUUUAUCCAUCACUACCACUGCUAAAUUUCACAAGUUUGCUGCUGCUGGCUAUUCAACGCGGAAAUGCAGACUCGUUCAAGCAGUUGCUAAGGCACUAUGCGACGUAUAUCCAGGAAGCAGGAGAAUGGGACCAGGCGCUGGCUCAUAUCGGGGAGGUUUAUUUUGGCAUAAGGAUACCCAAACAGUCGAAUCCUUUAAUGGAUAUGAUGGGAAUGUUCUUUGGCGGAGGUCCUCAAGGUGGAAAUAGGUCAAAGACGCCGCAACGAUCCAAAGCCGCGAAGCAGGUUGAUGCUCCGCCAGUGUCGAUGGAUUUGGAUUAGGUUGGAAUGCGACCUUGGAGAUACCCUGUCGAUUAAAUGUGACUGAAAAGUAGAGUGGGGCGUAAAGGCGCAGCAGCCGUGAGUGCUUAUGUGUGGCUUCCACCUUCUAUUUCAAACAUCCACCUGUCUUCAUCUAGCAAGGCGACUCUAUUCUUGAGACUUUGU